AUGCGGCUCCCGCUCGAGCUGCUGCUCCUCUGCGCGGGCGCCCUGUCCGCGCCGCUCGCCCCGCGCGCCGCCUCGUUCGCGCACCUCGCGGGCCUGACGACCAACACGCGCGACCUGUCGACGACCGACUCGCGCUCCCCGCAGAAAUACUUCCACGAAUCCAUCCUGCACCCGCACUAUGACGGCCGCUUCGCCACCACCGUGCUGCCGCGCGACACGCGCCUGCUGCACAUGCGCCUGCUGCUGCGCUCGUACACGCUCGCCAUGGCCCGCGCGCGUGUGUCUACCUGGCUCAUGCACGGCAGCCUGCUGGGCUGGUGGUGGAACGGCGGCGUGUUUCCGUGGGACAGCGAUCUGGACUUUAGCGUCGAGGAGCGCGGGAUGAGGGAGUUGGGGCUGUGGUGGAACAUGACGGUGCACGCGUUCAGUGCGGCCGAGCUGGGCGUCGAUUCGGGGCUUGCAGAUGGGUCCGGCUUCCGGGGGGGUGCUGAGAGCACGGGCGAGAGGCGGGGCGGCGCGGGCGGCAUGGACUGGCGGGGCAGAGCGGGCGGCAUGGACUGGAUGCGUGAGCCCGCGGGGCUUCAGGCGGGGACGUGGGCAAAGGUGGUGGCCGAGGGGAAGCGGUAUCUUCUCGAGGUGAACCCGCACUUCACCGACACAUCAACGCGCGACAAGCACAACCGCAUCGACGCACGCUGGAUCGACACAUCAACAGGCCUCUUCAUCGACAUCACAACCGUACACCCCGUUCCGUCACCGCUGCCCGACGCCGCGCGCCGCUCCCACAAAUUCGUCCUCAAAGAGCCCGCCGCCCACACCACCCACCAGGACCAGACGCACAUGUACACCAAGGACACGCACCUGUACGCCACGGCGUCGCUGUUCCCCCUGCGCGAGUCCAGCUUCGAAGGCACGCCCAUAUCCGUGCCGUACGCGUACGAGCAGCUGCUGCUGGAAGAGUACGGGCCGCGCGCGCUGACGGAGACGUGGUUCGACGGCUACCGCUUCGACGCGGCGACGAAGGCGUGG
Molecule: messenger RNA, 1029 nt
Organism: Didymella exigua CBS 183.55
Lineage: Eukaryota; Fungi; Ascomycota; Dothideomycetes; Pleosporales; Didymellaceae
Exons: 1
Source: RefSeq, a predicted model, not a curated record